Nerophis lumbriciformis (worm pipefish) is the source of this 1629-nucleotide messenger RNA. The record is from RefSeq and is a predicted model, not a curated record. NCBI's taxonomy places the organism in Eukaryota, Metazoa, Chordata, Actinopteri, Syngnathiformes, Syngnathidae.
AUGCUUAAAACAUCCACACCUGAAGCGCUAUCCUUGCAAAACGAUGGAGAAGAGCUCCGGAUAUCGAGUGAACAUACGUGGAAGGAGAUGACAGUGAGCUUCAUCACAAGAACCAAAGUCCACGGUUUGAAAUUUAUAUUCUCCCCAUACAAAUCCAAACUGCAGCGGGGGGCCUGGCUCAUGGCGUUCUUGGUCAGCAUCGCCCUCCUCAUCACCUGGUCCAGGAACAGAGUCCUCUAUCUUAUGUCCUACCCGGCCGUGACCAAGAUCUACAUGGUGUGGGCUCACAACAUGUCCUUCCCGGCCGUCACUUUCUGCAACAAGAACAUAUUUCGUGUGUCCAGUUUGACCAGGGAUGACCUGUAUCACAGCGGUUACUGGAUGGACCUCUUGUAUGCCAACCACACCGUGAUAAAAGAGAGCCUGGCCAUCUUGAAGGAAAGCCACAAGCAGGGUCUGCUCAGCCUGCUGGACUUUGACGGCUACACGCGGCCCCCCAAUUACAGGGUCAACACUACCGAGAUGAUGGGCCGCCUAGGACACCAGCUAGAGGACAUGCUGCUAGAGUGCAGGUUUCGUGGUGAUGCCUGUACUGCCAAGAACUUCAGCACUAUUUACACCCGCUAUGGCAAAUGCUACACUUUCAACUCGGGACUAGAUGGCAACCCACUGUUGACCACCUUGAAAGGAGGCACGGGGAACGGAUUAGAGAUCAUGCUGGACAUUCAGCAGGAUGAAUACCUUCCUGUCUGGGGUGACACAGAUGAGACCUCCUAUGAAGCGGGAAUCAAGGUUCAGAUUCACAGCCAGGACGAGCCGCCCUUCAUUGACCAGCUGGGAUUUGGCGUUGCCCCCGGUUUUCAAACUUUUGUGUCAUGUCAGCAGCAACUGCUUCAGUACCUCCCUCCACCCUGGGGAGACUGCAAGUCGACUCCAAUCGACUCCGAGUACUUCUCCACGUACAGCAUUACUGCCUGCCGCAUUGACUGUGAAACGCGCUAUCUGCUGGAAAACUGCAACUGCAGAAUGGUGCACAUGCCAGGGACCUCCACUGUGUGCACACCUGAACAGUACAAAGAUUGUGCUGACCCAGCCUUAGACUUUUUGGUAGAGAAAGACAACGAUUACUGUGUGUGUCAGACCCCCUGCAACAUGACUCGCUAUGGCAAGGAGCUGUCCAUGGUUAAGAUCCCCAGUAAGGCAUCUGCUAAGUAUCUGGCUAAGAAAUUCAACAAAACUGAGCAGUAUAUUGGAGAAAACAUAUUGGUUUUGGACAUCUUCUUCGAAGCUCUGAAUUACGAGAAGAUAGAGCAGAAGAAGGCCUAUGAAAUUGCGGGGCUUCUCGGUGACAUCGGAGGGCAGAUGGGUCUGUUUAUAGGAGCCAGUGUCUUGACAAUAUUGGAAAUAUUCGACUACCUAUACGAGGUGUUCAAGGACAAAGUUUUGGGGUACUGCAUGCGCAAGAAGCGACCACAGCGCUGUCCGAGUGACAACCUGGACUAUCCAGAGAACCCAAGCAGCCCUGCUGUCACGCCUAAUCAUGCCCCCAGAGCACCUGUGACACCCUCAGGAGUCACUCGGACAGUCUCGGAUUCACGCCGAACAUGUUACCUCGUCACCCGACUUUAG